This is a messenger RNA of Humulus lupulus (European hop), 1404 nucleotides long. Its product is annotated as protein DETOXIFICATION 16-like. The record is from RefSeq and is a predicted model, not a curated record. NCBI's taxonomy places the organism in Eukaryota, Viridiplantae, Streptophyta, Magnoliopsida, Rosales, Cannabaceae. Bases 1 to 1404 code for a protein of 467 amino acids. Gene Ontology annotation, biological process: xenobiotic detoxification by transmembrane export across the plasma membrane. Gene Ontology annotation, cellular component: membrane. The transcript has 8 exons. Gene Ontology annotation, molecular function: antiporter activity; xenobiotic transmembrane transporter activity.
AUGGAAAAGGUUUUCAAAGAAGUGGGAAAACAGCUAGUAUUAGCAGGGCCGGUGUCACUGGUUACAUUGUCACAGAUUUCUUUGCAAAUGAUAUCAUUGAUGUUUAUUGGCCAUAACGAUGGAGAGUUGGCCUUAGCUGGUGCAUCCAUGGCCACUGCAUUUGCUGCAGCCACUGGUUAUUACGUACUGGUGGGUGCCACUAGUGCAUUGGACACAUUAUGUGGCCAACUAUUUGGAGCAAAACUAUAUCUUACACUAGGCAUACAACUACAAAGAGCUGUUAUCUUUAGUUCAACUUGUAGUAUUUUGAUCUCCAUCAUAUGGGCAAAUGCAACUCCUAUUUUGAUUUCUAUGCACCAAGAUCACCAAAUUUCUCAAGAAGCAGGAAGAUAUUUACUUCUUUUGAUUCCUAGCAGUUUUGCAUUUGGUUUUCUCCAAUGCUUUCGAAGUUUUUUGCAAAACCAGAAUAUAGUUUAUCCCAUGGUGUUGAGCUCUUUAGUUGCAACUCCUAUACACAUUUUUUGCUGUUGGAUUUUGGUUAGUAAAUCUGGGCUGGGAAGCAGUGGAGCUGCCCUCGCCACCUCUGUAUCGUAUUGGGUCAACGCGUUGUGUUUGGCGCUCUUUAUCAAGUUUUCCUCUUCAUGUAAAAGAACUUGGAAUGGUUUUUCCAAGCAAGCUCUUCGCAAUUUUCUUCCUUAUGUGAAACUCGCCAUGCCUUCGGUUCUAAUGGAAUGCUUCAAAACCUGGGCAUUUGAGCUUUUGAUCAUCUUUUCUGGGUUUCUUCCUAAUCCAAUGCUUGAAACUUCUGUUCAAUCUAUAUGUCUCAAUACAUUUGGAUUGUUGUGGUCUAUCCCUGCUGGACUCAUGGCUAGUACAAGCGUACGAGUAGGAAAUGAACUUGGAGCCAAGAAUCUACAAGCAGCUCAUUUCGCCAUAGGAAUGGUGUUAGUGAUGGUGAUCAUGGAGGGACUUGUAGUUGGAGUCAUUGUCGUACUCUUGCGUAAGAUGUGGGCCGGAUUAUACAGCAAUGAUAAAAAUGUUACUUCGAUUGUGGCAUCCUUGAUGCCCUUUAUCGCAAUGUCGUGCUUCGUUAAUGGAUUUGAGACUGUGCUUUCAGGCAUCUUUAGAGGAUGUGGUUGGCAAAAGAAAGGUGUAUACCUAAACCUAGCAGCCUUCUAUUUUGUUGGGGUUCCUUGUCAAGUUACAUUUGCCUUUGUCCUCCACAUGAAAGCCAAAGGGCUUUGGUUGGGGAUGAUUGUUGCCUUUGUCGUGGAUAUAGUCUUUUUUCUUAUCAUCAUCAUACGAACCAACUGGGAUAAAGAAGUAGCGAAGGCUGAGAACAGAGUGAAAAAAUACUCAAAUUUUGGAGAAUUGGCUUUGGAUCAAAAUGUUUCUAGUAAUUGA